AAAGUCUUUAUAUAUUCAUAAAAGUCUUUAAAUAUGCCAAAAAGUGGUUAAUAUUACUUUCACCUUUCCCCUCUUCGGAUUACAUUUAUAGUUUUCCAUUAGCUUACCGAUCUCCGGCUCAAAUCCCAUUUCACUGUCUCCUUCCUUCCUCCUUCACCUCUCGCCUUGCCCCUAUAAAAAUCGCCAGAACCUCCUAUCCCUACCCACCAAAAACCUGCAAAUCUCUAACUUUCCCUCGUUUUCUCGAGAAACAAACAGAAACCCGAAACCCCAGUUUCCCAAUUCAUUUAUUUCUAUGGCACAAAGCAAACAGCAAGAAAAUCCAACGGAGGGAAAGCCCCGAGGAACAACUAGCCACGAAGGCAGCCAGCAAAACUUCUAAAACUGCGGUUGUUGAGAGCUUCUAUCAUCUCAAUUCAGUCACAGGAUGGAAUCUGGUCGACCAUCAAGUACUAAUCAUGAGCUGAGUCAUCAAGUUCCGCUUGAUAUUGAUAGAUUAGCCCAAUCCGUGACGGAAGAGCUGGAAAUCUCAAAUCCUUUCCCCGACACAUGGUGUAUAUAUAAAGUUCCUGAGCGAUUACGCGAGCUGAACGAAAAGGCCUACACACCUCGAUUAGUCUCCAUAGGCCCAAUUCACCAUGGUAAUGAGAAGCUAAAAGCCAUGGAAGACCACAAAAGAAUGUACCUGAAAGAAUUCAUUGCCAGGACCCAGGUAAGUGUGAAGGGUUUUAUUGAAUUGAUCAAGGACAAGGAAACAGAAUUGCGCAAUUGCUAUGCGGAGACCAAUGGAUUUAGUAGCGAAUACUUCAUAAAAAUGAUAUUAAUGGAUGCUGCCUUCGUCAUUAUGUUUUUGCUGAAGUGGACUUACAAAGACUUCAGAGGAAGCAGAGACAGCAUUUUCUAUCCUCCAUACAAGAGUGUAGAUGUAAGGGUUGAUAUCUGUUUGCUUGAAAAUCAGCUCCCGUUCUUCAUCCUCGAGGAGUUGUGUGGACUAUCCCCUAUAUUCUGCAAUCCUCCAAAAGCUACACUGAUUCGGCUUGCUCAUUUGUUCUUUUCAAAUGAAUGGGGUUCAUGGGCAGUAGGGGAAUAUUUGGGGAGAGUAGAUUUCUCCGAAGUGAAACAUUUGGUUGACUUUCUUACAAUUUAUCAUCGGCCAACUGAACAGCAACAGUAUGGGAAACUCGAGGUUCUAGCCGCACCCAGUUUAAAGGAGCUCCACCAAGCGGGGGUCAAGUUUGUGUUGAGUUCAAGCAAACAUCUUCUUGACAUAAAAUUCGAUAGAAAUAAAGGGAGACUAGAAUUCCCACGAUUGCAGUUAGAUGACAGAACUGAAAUCAUAAUCAGGAAUAUGCAAGCCUUUGAGCAGUGCCAUGGCUUGAAACAUGGUUAUGUUGGUGACUAUAUCUUCUUGAUGGGUCUCUUUGUCAGUGCCAGUAAGGAUGUGGAAAUGCUUGUUGAAAAUCGUAUUAUAGAAAACUGGCUACCGUCUAAUGAGGAAGUGGUACAGCUCUUUUACAAUCUCAACAAACAAAAUAGUGUGUGGUCAGGUACUUUUCUCUUCAAAGGUCUCAUUAAAGAUCUGAAUGCAUUCUGCGAAAGGCCAUGUAACAAAUGGAAGGCAAGUUUAAAGCAAAAUUAUUUCAAUACCCCAUGGGCAGCAGUCUCUGUCUCAGGAGCUGUUAUUCUUCUCAUUCUGACUGUCAUACAAUCCGUCUGCUCUAUACUUCAAGUAGUUUAGCUUCUGCAAUUUCAUUUCUUUCAUGUUGCUCUGUACUCUAUACCCAUAAUCCUUGCUUUCAAUAGAAAUUCCAAGUUAUCUCCUCCAGAGGUCAGCAGUCUCGUAA
Populus euphratica (Euphrates poplar) is the source of this 1844-nucleotide messenger RNA. Its product is annotated as putative UPF0481 protein At3g02645. The record is from RefSeq and is a predicted model, not a curated record. The coding region runs from base 428 to 1738 and encodes 436 amino acids. NCBI's taxonomy places the organism in Eukaryota, Viridiplantae, Streptophyta, Magnoliopsida, Malpighiales, Salicaceae. The transcript is spliced from 2 exons.